CCAAAAACUCCAAACGAAGGUGGUGGAUGAGCAGCCGGUGUGGUUUGCAGCUUCCCCACACCUUUCGACUUGCAUGUGCUAGAUCCCAGCAAUGAAACGAAGUUUGAGCACGGCUGAUGAAUGGGACUGAGAUUUUAUCAGACGGAUGCCCAACCAUAAACAUUCGACGUCAUUCACCCAGAGCAGCGUUCUGGCCGUGACUGCCUGUUGGCCGACCAACUGUGGUAUAUGCCCGCGGUGUUCCCAAACAUAUUAUACACUUCCAACAACAUCGGCAGCAUUUACUCAACAGUCGUCAUCUGCUACCUAGGCGACGAAACAUUCGACACGUGCCGCAGCAAUGGCACAUUCGUACGACUACACCUGUCACACCCUCACGUCGAUGGAGACGCCGGAUCCCUUCAUGACCCAGGCGAACGGCGUUUUCUAUUUCACUUUCACAGCUGGAAACAGGAUCGAGGUCUGGUCAUCAAGAAACCUCAAAGAUUUUCAGCAGACAGCCAAGAGAAGCAUUAUAUGGACACCGCCGCCCGGAACAGACCAUUCCGCCGAUCUUUGGGCGCCAGAGCUCCACGCUCUACGAGGUCGGUGGUAUGUUUACUACGCCGCUGCUCACCCGGCUCAGGGGAACCGGAGUCACCGGAUGUAUGUGCUCGGCGGCCCACCGUCAACGGAGAAUCCUACUGAAGGGCAGUGGGAAUUCCUUGGCCGCAUACAUGGCAUGCACGACCAUUGGGCAAUCGACGGAACAGUCUUCGAACUGAAUCAUGAGUUAUUCAUGGUUUACUCAGGUUGGCCCCUGGACAAUCACCACGAAUCCGACCUCAUCCAGCAGCUCUUUAUCAUGAAGCUCGAGCACCCAACAACCGCAGGUAGCCCACCCGUCGUGAUCAGCGCGCCAGAGUUACCGUGGGAGUUUACCCAUGACCACGUUGGCGCUCACGGCAUCAAUGAGGGACCACAGUUCUUGGAGUCGCUGGAUGGAAGCUGGAGAGGUAUCGUUUAUUCCUGCGCAGGGAGCUGGACGCACGAGUACAAGAUGGCCGUCCUGCACUACAACGGCGGAGAUCCUCUCGAUCCGCGCGCCUGGCCUAAGGGCCAAGACCCGUUGAUACAAGCCGAGCUGCAAGGUCAAGGUCCUUGGGGACCGGGACACGGCAAUUUCUUGAACCUUGGGGGAGACACAGUAUGUGUAUUCCAUGCCACGGAUCAUAUGACCGAUGGUUGGAAUAACCGAAGAGCAAGAUGCCAGCAGGUCACGUUCACGGAAAGCGGCCCAUAUAUGGGCUUAUUCCUCGGAGGGCGCUAUGAACGUCCGAAGGGUGGGCUGAUUGAGAAACUGAAGCACAAGUUGGGCAAAGGCAAGGAAAUUAUCCCGCAACAGGCCAGGAAUACCCUGAAAUCACUGUUGGGUUGAUAUCGAGCGAGGUUAGGGGUGCAAACUAGACAAUUGUGGUGGAAAAGUGUAGCGCCGGAAACGGGCUCAAUUCUGCCUACUCAGUAGCAGAACCAGGUAUUCAUCAGGCAUUUUGCUACCGUUAUCAACAUAUUCUCAUGCCGUGAAUGUGUAGACAUGUUUGUUGAUUAGUAAUCCCUGCUCUCUAAUCAUCUUGUGCGAUUUUGCAAGAUAAUAUUGCGCAGGGACUCACUAGAAUCUAGCCACGUUUUCUAGUCAACCUUUUCAUUCAAUCGUUAGGAAGACCACCAAGCUCUUGUUGGCUGCAGCUCUGGGGUGCAUGUUAAACAAGCAACUCAUUUCCCCCGCUGUAUCACUCACUCCAAUGAGAUUCUGGCCCAGGUGGGUUUACCGUACUGGAGGUAGAACUGC
Molecule: messenger RNA, 1828 nt
Organism: Pseudomassariella vexata
Lineage: Eukaryota; Fungi; Ascomycota; Sordariomycetes; Amphisphaeriales; Pseudomassariaceae
Product: glycosyl hydrolase
Exons: 4
Coding region: 341-1417 (358 amino acids)
Biological process (GO): carbohydrate metabolic process
Molecular function (GO): hydrolase activity, hydrolyzing O-glycosyl compounds
Source: RefSeq, a predicted model, not a curated record